AAGCUCAGACAGGAAGUUGUAGUUUUGCCUCGCUCGGAUGAAGGUGGCAGCCGCCGGGCUCAGUGGAUCUGCUCUCCCUUAAAGAAACCAAGUCGCACCGCCUCCCGGUUCGUAGCAAAGGGUCGUCCGACUAGCAGUCUCCGGUUGUCCCCCUUGCUAUACCGAACAUCGCCUUAAAGCCUCAGUUUCUCAGUGUCUUUUAUAGCUGGCUUUAGCCUUACAACCAUCAUUUGUUGCAGUUUUAGCAGCCCGUGUCUCCUUCACCCAGAGGUUAUUGAAAUUCCUCAGCUUGUUUUUCCGGAAACAUUCACCCAUUUAGAUUCAGACGGCGUGACUGCAUGCUGGGAGCGAGCCGCCAGACGCCUGAAGAGCAGCAUCAGCAUCAGCAGCGCGGAGAGGAGCGGAGCGGCUGGAGGAGACGCGCGCCUGCAGAAGCUCGUGCUCCGCCGGUGCAUCGAGGUUUUCAACACCUGAGAGAUCCUGACACGAAAACUCAUCAACUGGACUUACACUCGUGGCAUCAGAGAUUUGUAGACACGAAAGCGGUAAAAAUGAGUUGCCGGCGUGUGCAGGUGAGUCACAUGGACACGGGCCGGGUCGACAGCUGGUGUGAAGUGGGCUCUGCAGGCGUCCUUCCCUCGGAUUACAUUUUAAUGGAUUAGAACUAAACAGCAAUCAAUAAAGCGCCAACGCGCCCAUACAUCUGCAUGCCGACGCAGCUGGACAACACAAUUAAAUUAGUGCAUCUGGCACACAGUGUCAAAACCUACAAGCACACACACUGUGGACUGAAGGACAGAUGCUACCCCCCCACCCUUCUUUUCAUCAUCCUCUCAAAGCCAGCUGCAAAGAAGAUUUGGGACUGACGGGUUGUGUCCCUUUUAUUUCCCCGUGAACCCCUUGCUCCUCGCUCCUUCAGCCUCGGUCUUCAAUAGACUUCAUGGAAUGAAUGUAACAAAGGAAAAGAGAUGAAGAGGGCACAUUCAAGUUUGGAUCCUGCUUUGGAUGAAUUCCUCAUCUGCAAGCAACACACUUAAAUGUUUUAGUCUGUCAACAUUUUCUUUCUUUCUUUUAAACGUAAUCGUUCAGAAUUAGAACUUUUUGUUUGAGGAAAGUUGGAGGAAAAACUGACGGAGGUUCUACUUUUUAUAAAACGUCUGAGAGUGACGCAAUGGAGUGGAAAAGGUGAGAAACUUUGUUUUUAGUGGAGGAAGGCUGAAGUUGUGAUGCACCACCCUCCAGGACAGACCUCCUCCCCCCUCCUGCUCCUCCUCCUGGCUUCCCUCCCUCUCUCUGCUGCCCUCCGCUGAUCUGCCAGCCUUCCUCCGCUCCGGCGCUUCAGUGCAGAGAGGAGCAGGCGAGCUCAGUGCUCACACAGAUGGCAGAGGAGACAGAGACCUCCUGCAUUCACUAAAUUCCACCAAAGCGUUUGGUCAGGAGGAGCAGGUACAGAUGGGCGUGAGGACAGCAGAGGAAAACUUCUACGCUGUGGGGAUAAAAGCCUCUGGAAGGAAGGAGAAGACUUCAGAAGCAGUGAAUCUGCAGCUGUGAAAGUCUCUGUCUGGUUCUGCUCGUCUGCAGCUUUGAGGGACAGUUGUCUUGACGGAGGUCUCCUCAGUUACGCCGACAAGGAUCCGGGGUUGUUGCGAGUCAUUCAAAAAAAGAGGAGGUGCUGGUCUUGGGACAGUGGCAGGCCCAGGAGUUGGGGCAUGGCCGUGGGGGGGCCGUAUUCCGACCUCCGCGCUCCAACGGGACAGAGGUUGGAGCUGGGGGUCCUGGAGCGUGGGUCAGCCCAGAGGAGCUCCCAGACUGUCAGAGCUCAGACCCUGGAUGAGCGGGGGUGUGGUCAUGGGGGGAGGUAGCACAGACAAAGGUGGAGCUGCAGAAAAGGGGGGCAAGACCAGAUGCUCCCGCAGACUCUGGGUCCUCUUCGGAAUGCUGGUUCUGGUCUUUCUCACCUCGCUGUUCUUCUCCGUCUCGCUCCGCGGAGGCGUCAGCUUUAACUACCUGGAGCCGCCUGGGUGGGAGGAGUCAAGGCGGGUCAAACUGGUCCCCAAUUAUGUGGGUGCGCACCGACUGUCUUCGUCUGAUGGACCGCUGCAGAGGACAUGUGCAUGUCCUCGAUGUGUGGGAGACCCCGGAGUCUCUGACUGGUUUGACGAGAACUACGACCCGGAUAUCUCUCCCGUUUGGACCAGGGACAACAUCGAGCUGCCCUCAGAUGUCUACUACUGGUGGGUGAUGUUGCAGCCCCAGUUUAAACCCCACAGCAUCCAGCAGGUGCUGCUGAGGCUGUUCCAGGUGAUUCCAGGAAGGUCACCGUACGGCUCAUGGGAUCAGGGACGCUGCCUCCGCUGCGCUGUGGUGGGGAACUCCGGAAACCUCCGCGGGUCGGGAUACGGAAAAAUCAUUGAUGAACACAAUUUCAUCAUGAGGAUAAAUCUGGCCCCCACGGUGGGCUAUGAAGAAGACGUGGGCAGCCGCACCACCCACCAAUUCAUGUACCCGGAGAGCGCCAAAAACCUGGCGCCAAACGUCAGCUUUGUCCUGGUUCCCUUCAAAACCCUGGAUCUGGUUUGGAUCACCAGCGCUCUCUCCACCGGACAGAUUCGAUUCACCUACGCUCCAGUGAAGCAGUUCCUGCGUGUGGACAAAGACAAGGUUCAGAUCUUCAACCCAGCGUUCUUCAUGUACAUCCAUGACCACUGGACCAAACAUCACGGGCGCUACCCGUCCACCGGCAUGCUGGUGCUGUUCUUCGCUCUGCACGUGUGCGAUGAGGUUAACGUGUUUGGCUUCGGAGCGGACAGCCGGGGAAACUGGCACCACUACUGGGAGCAGAACCGCUACUCCGGGGAGUUCAGGAAGACCGGCGUUCACGACGCCGACUACGAAGCGCAGAUCAUUCAGCGUCUGGCCAAAGCCGGGAAAAUUACAGUGUUUCCCGGGAAAUGACGGGUCAGCCUGCAGAUCCGUGUUAGAAAGCUGCAGACCGCUUAGAUGUUCUUGGUUUCAUUUAACAGCAGGGUUUGGGGUUUCCCGCUGGGGUUGACUUUGGUGUGACUCAUUAUUGAGUGAACCUCCAUUCCCUUUCCCUUUGAGGAAGAAGGCUCAGAAUUUAUCCCAAACUAACAGCUCCGGGGAAGAUUCAGCCACUUCCUCCUCUGGGAAGAGCCCGAACAGCAGGUACUGCAAAAUAAAAACUGGAAAAACUUUGCAGCCCCUAUUUUAGUGACGCAAAUCCUGCUUGAAUUCAAGUGAACUGUGCAUCACCAGGUGUCGUUUUGACCUGCUAUACUGUGGAUGUUUGCAGAGAUGUGAAUCUGUAGCAGUGAGAGUCUGGGUUAUGUCAGCAGUUCUUUACAUGUGUCUUUAGAUCCUGAGAAAUGCAGUCAGGAUUUCUGCCUUUGUCAGACUCAGUCAGAAAAAGCUGCAGCAUAAGCCACAGCUUCCGCCGCCAUGGCAACCGCUCGCAUCCAGACACUGGGAGAUGCUGUGGGCGACUUUGUGAGGCCGGAGACCCAUCUCCUGGGGUUUCCUGCUGGGAUGCCGGCGUCUGGACCCCUAUGUGGUCGCUCUGGGUCCAAUUUGGGAGUUGACAGUGGAGACAUUGUUUAUUCAUGGGAUUGUAAACUGGAUCAUCUUUCUGCAGUUCACCCACUCCUAUGUUAAAGGGCCGCACGGCGAGGAGACAGAAACUCCCCUCUGGAACUUAUUAUGACUCGUCAGCUGCUCGCUUCAAUUAAGCACUCUCCCAGCUCCUCAUUAGCCAAUUUAAACUCCAGCCCAGUUUGGAGGAGGCGGAGCCACACACGCCUUAGACACCACUUCUGUCAGCGCGACCUGCUUUUCGUCUUCACUCAGACAGCACUCACAGGUUCUGUCCUCGUGUUUAUCACCCAGUUAAUGCACACGUACACCCACACUCUCCCCACAUCCCCACACAGAAAAAAAAACAUUUUCUUCAGGCUGUAGAUCGAAACAUGAUCAUACAGAAACAGCUAGUGGCUGAAGAGAAAAACAAAAACUCAGGGUUCCUGGAAAUGAAUAAACCAGAUCAAAGCCCCUUCUCCUUGACCUGAUCCAUGUCCAGAUCCGUGUCCAGAUCCGGUCAUGGAUGAGGAGAAACCCCUGAAACCUGAAGAAUCAGAAGCAUUUUUAACUUGAUGCACAGCAUCAGCACUUAAGGAGAACUGCUGGAAAUGUGAGGCAGAACUAUUCGAUUUGUUUUCAUAAUGUUUUUUUAUUAUGGUGAAUUUACAGGUUUUGCUGGAGUUUCUCUGAAACUUCAGUGCUUCAAAACACCUGUGUUUGCUCAGACAAAGAUCAGUUAAAAAAAUCAACAGCUUGUAAAGACAUUUAACCCAUAUCUUUUUGUUUGGAGUACGUUCUCGACUGAUCAAACUUCUCUUUUUGACGUCAAGACCCAUAAAUAGACAAAUAGAAACAAAGUGCAUCUCCUUAACUCUUGUCAGCAGUAGAGGUCUGUUUCCUCUCAUUUUGGUGCCUGUAUUUUAUACACAUCACUGGAAUUUGUUCAGCAGAUCCAAUUUGUUUAUGUUUAUCCCUCAUCUGUGCUAAAAUUACGUCUUCUUGUAAAACAUUUUAACUUAAUCAGUACUUAAUGAGAAUUUCCUGCUGCUCUGAUAUUUUGAAUUUUUGUUGUGUUCUUCUAUUGCUUGUUCAGUCAUAAAUGGAUGCAGACGCUCCUCUGUUAUUGUUUAAGAAACUGAGUUUGUGCUGCUAAAGAGGCAGAAGAGUCAUUUAUUUUUGAGGCGGACAAAAGCGUUCUUUAAAGAGUUUGCAUCAUCUCUGGUAAAUCUGAGCUGCAAUGGUUUAUAUCCCAAAGUCAAUCAAAAGUUGACCUCCAGGCUGGUUUUUGUCACAUUCUGUGUCACUGUGAGGAGGAAAACACCAAAAGCUUUACCUGAACAUGAUCUAUGAGCGAGGUGAUGGACUUUCCUCUGUUCUCUAGAGCAGGGGUGUCAGAAUUGAGUCCUCGAGGGCCGAUCUCCAACAUGUUUACAACAAACCUGCCCUUGAAGGUUCUUAUUGGCUAAAUACACCUGAUCCAGGUAAUCAGCAGCAGCAUUUCUGGAAGAUAGGCAGGAGGCCGGCCCUCGAGGCCUGGAGUUUGACAGACCUGCUCUACAGGAUGGAGAACAUGAACCUCAGACAGACAACAUCCAGGUUUUAUGUCCCUGAGAGGAUUAAAGCUGUCAGGAGCUUUUCACCCACAUCCUGACAGCAGAAUCCUUCCAGUCCAAGAACACCCUCACUCUCUGCCGAACCUCCAGCCUGAAAUACAGUUUUAGGAUCCUCUUCAUUGGCUUGAUUUUGUGUUCGAAAAAAUCAUUAAAAAGCAAGCAAAGAUGUUGCUUCUCAAUGUGUUUGAAGGUUGAACUCAUGCAGCUCUAGAAACGUAUCGAUCACUCUGACGUACCUGCAGCCCCUCAGGUUCUUCAGCCUGUGUGUGUUCUCAUCAUGGGCGUCUGCUCAUCCGCCUGUUUUCCAGUUUUUUCUACAAAACUGAGAAAAACAUGUUCUAUUCUUGCAUUCCAGCUUCCUAUUCAAACUAAUCUUCUUUUCAGUUGCUUUUGUCUAAAUGUAAUGAGCUGCUAAGACGGGUCUGCCUCCACUCAUGACUAGAAAUGGGAUCUUUGUCUCAUCCAUAAAAGAAUGAGGAGGAUUGGUUUGUUCCACUGGAAACAGACCAGAGAGAAAAAAGGAAUCGACUGCAGAAGGAGGCGUUUUUUUCUGUCUGGAAACAAUGCAGAUUUAAAAAGAGGAAAUUUGUGAGGAAAAAACUAACCUGAUCAGUUUUAUGUUCAAACUCACAUCCACUGACUGGCGAGCAGAAGUUUGGAACUCCUCCUCCUCACCGAGAGAACAGAAACAGGUGACCUUCAUUCCAGACAGCAAAAAAAGUUUUCAGUUUCUUAUUACCCUCUAGAAUGGAAAAAAGCUGCAAAUGUUUGAAGGACAAACAGCAGAUGAGGGUUUGCACCUCCACCUGUGUGGUCUACUGCCCCCUGCAGGAACUAAUCAGGCUCACAUCUCCAGUCAGCACAGUUCAGUCUGCAUGUUGCGUUUGUGUCUUUCACAGACACACAUGCGUUUGUGCCUUGAUCUGCUGCUGCGUUUCGUAUUCUGGCUGAGCGCCGUGCCUUUCCACCUGUUUUUGACUUCAUGAAACACACUGUCAGCCUUCUGCUUGGGGCGCGGCUGCCUCCCGCUCCUCACUCCUUUCUGCUCGGUUUCCUGAAUCUGACAGUGAACCUGUGAAAUUCAUUUUGUGAGCGUGUUUCUUUGAUGUUGUGGACUGAUAAAAAAAAGGUGUAUGUGUGAGUGGGGGGGUCACCUGCUGGAUUUAAACCCACCUCUCUUUCUCCUGGUGACGAGUCAGCUUCUUUCCUCCACCUUCAUCAUGAAGGCAUGUGUUAUUCAAAGCGUGACGCUUUUCCCCCUUCCCAAAAAAAAAAAAAACACGAAAAGUUAUCAGUGUGCACAGCUGGAGAGCAGAAUGAUCCUUUCCUGCUGUUCCAGCUUAAAUCCAAGCACCCCCUACUGUGCCUGAAACAGAGCUGAGUGGCAGAAAUGUUCAAAAUUCUCCACAUUUAUGAGCCUGAGAGCAGAAACGGGUCAAACGUGGAGCCUGUGGAGCAUCCAGUCAUGUUCAGGCCUGAAGGAGUUCAGCACAAGUGGAUCAGUUAAACACAAAAAAAAACGUUUUGGGUUAGAUUUAAUUUGUGACUUGAUUUGCUAUCUUCCAAAUAAACCUGCGGACAUAUGUGCAAGUUAAAGAUAGGGAUUUGUUUUUGUUUUUUUAAUUAGAAAAAGACCAUUUUUGUGAGGGCAUCACAGGACAUCCUUGAUCCAAAACCUGUGGUCGCCAUGACAACUCUAGUUAGGUAUUGUGUCACUAAACGUGUGUUUAGUGUUAAUCUUUUAGAAAUAAAUUAAGAAUUUAUUAGUAAAGCAGUCAAAAAGAAAUUCUCAGGUGAAAAUUUAGAGAAGAUCUCAAAUUAUUUUUAGUUAAUCUGAUCUAGAUGGUUCUUUUGAUAGAAAUGAUGGAGAGCUGAAUAGAUUAUGGGUAAUUUGCGGAAAAAUAAACAAGUCUCUUCUUAAUCUGUAUCCUUCCAGCUGCUGUAGGUAAAAUCGAAGCAGUUUCUGCAGAUGUUGAACAGCAGGUCAAAUGUUCAAAAGCCUUUGAGCAGCAGUGAGCUGCAGAAACCCAUAUCACACUGCCCAUCAUCAUCAUCAUCAUCAUCAGCUCCAGAACUACAGAAAGGAAACCCUAAAUGAUGGGAUGAAGCAGGUUUCAGUGUGAACACAACCGGAGUGACGUAGUUUUAACAGGUGGAUUUGCACCCUCAUCAUCUCCUUUAGCCCAUCUGUAUUUACCACUUUAUCUUCUCUUUGUAACCUCCACUGUUGUACAAAUAAAAGCAAAUUAAAAUCCA
Messenger RNA from Oryzias melastigma (Indian medaka), 7463 nucleotides. It is a transcript of the gene st3gal2, whose product is annotated as ST3 beta-galactoside alpha-2,3-sialyltransferase 2. Bases 1831 to 2955 code for a protein of 374 amino acids. The record is from RefSeq and is a predicted model, not a curated record. The transcript is spliced from 8 exons. NCBI's taxonomy places the organism in Eukaryota, Metazoa, Chordata, Actinopteri, Beloniformes, Adrianichthyidae. Gene Ontology annotation, molecular function: beta-galactoside (CMP) alpha-2,3-sialyltransferase activity.